AUGGCUACCACGGCCGCCGCCACCACCACCGGCAACGACACUCAGCCUACCGCCACCACAAGAAUGGCCGCAACAACAGCUAACGACACACCCUCCAGCUCAAGCACAACUUUCACCGGCACCACCACCACGACAAUCACCCGCCACACCUUCACCAAAUACGGCAGAACAACCUCCUACCUCGCCGCUGGCCCCCAGACGGGUCCCCUGUUGAUCUUCAUCCACGGCUGGCCUGCCACUGCAGACGUAUGGACUACCCAGCUCGAAGCCUUCUCGGCGCUACACUUCCGCUGCGUAGCCCCGGACCUGCCCGGGUACGGUGGGUCCCAGUCACAACCACAGUCACAGUCGGGCGCAAACCACAAAUCGAAGGAAGACGGUCAGUCCCAGUCACAAUCAAGAGACACUCCCGCCCCCGAACCCAAGGACGCCGACCCAUCAUUGUACACCCUCCAAAACGUAGUCACCCAACUCGUCAACCUGCUCAAAUACGGCCUCCAGCGCGAAGAGGCCAUCUGGAUAGGCGGCGGUGCGGGCCACGACUGGGGCGCCGCCGUCGUGUGGACCCUCGUGGCGCACCACCCGGAGGUAUGCCUCGGUGUCGUUAACAUGGCCCUCCCUUACCGCACGCUGGAGAUGGGAUUGGGCGAACUGGUCAAGUACGCGGACCGUGAUCUCUACGCGGAGGACGACUAUCCGUUUGCGCAGUGGGGGUAUAUGGCUUGGUAUGAGAAGUUGGCUCGCGAAAAAGAGUUUGGCAACGCCGUCGCCCUGUGGAAGAGGGACGUGGAGGCGUUUUUGAAGGUUUGGUUUGCGAGGAGGCCACAGGAGGUGUUUGGCGGCGACGACAAGAAGGAGGGGGAGGAGAAGGCGGAAAUUGCGGACGCCGCCGACAUUGACACCAAUCACAAGUCAGCAUUCACGGGCCGUGUUCUCAAGGAUGGAGGCUUUUUCGGCGCAGCUGAGGCGGCGCCGCCCCAAAUCCCCUUAUCCGACACUUUACUCACGGAGGACAUGCUCCGCAAGCUGUUCUCUGCGUUUGACGCAACCAGAUUCUGGGCCCCCACGGCGUACUAUCUCAACGGCGACGCCAAUCUAAAAUGGUGCGAGGAUUGGAGCGUCAACGAUGGCGUCGUCUCGGUCCCGGUCUUAUUCAUCGAGUGCUUGAACGAUGUCGUGGCUGGGACAUAUAACAGUCCCAGGAUGAAGGAGCCCAUGGAGGCGUACUGUCGGAAACUGACGACCGUGGGGAUCGAUGCCGGGCAUUUGGUGGCGCUGGAGAAGCCGCACGAGACAAACGCCGCGAUACUUAGGUGGGUUGCGAGGGAGAUUCCCGAGGAGAGGGGAUGGCCUUAUGGAAAGAAGAAUCCGCUCAAGAAGAAUGUAUAA
This is a messenger RNA of Cladophialophora yegresii CBS 114405, 1389 nucleotides long. RefSeq lists its product as uncharacterized. Gene Ontology annotation, molecular function: hydrolase activity. The record is from RefSeq and is a predicted model, not a curated record. The coding region runs from base 1 to 1389 and encodes 462 amino acids. The transcript has a single exon. NCBI's taxonomy places the organism in Eukaryota, Fungi, Ascomycota, Eurotiomycetes, Chaetothyriales, Herpotrichiellaceae.